AUGGCAAGGAAUCUGGAUUUGUCGAAACUCACAGAAGACGAGGCCCAACAUGUCUUGCAUGUUGUUCAACGAGAUCUGAAUCUACGCAAGACAGAAGAAGAUAGACUUGGAGAAUUAAGGUCUAAGGUUGAGGAAGAAACGACUAAGAGGAAGUUUCUUACAAAGCAAGCCAAGUUUAAUGAAGGUCAUUGCAUUCACUGCCUGGAACCCUUUCAGUUCCUGGUGAACAGCAAGCGUCGAUGUCUGGAUUGCAGUCUGUACACCUGCAAAAGCUGUAGCAAAUUCAACAAAAAGGAGUUUGGCUGGGUGUGUGAUUCCUGCCGGAUUGCCAGGAUUGUAAAUACUGGGUCACUCGAUUGGUUUUACAACUGUGUGAGAUCUCGUUUCAAAAGUUUUGGAAGUGCAAAGGUGAUGCAUUCUUUGCACAGAAGAAUGAAUGAAGAUGGUCAUAAAAACAACCGUUACAAGCUUUCACUGCCACUCAGCACAAGAGGGGGGGGGCUUGCAGUAAAGGAUGGAGAAGGAUCUCCUAGAACUGCAAUGAUUAUGGAGGCACAGCUGCACGUGGGUCUCCUGGGGGAUCAUUGGAGAGGAAAUGGUCCAAACCAUAUAAGGAAGAAUUUAUCAAUCCAGUUAUUGAAAGUUUAUGAUGUCUACCUGUUUGAGAAACUGGCCUAUACCAACACACACUAUGAACGAGAUGGAUUUGAUCAUGUGUUAGAAAGUUACUUGCAUGGUGAAUACAAUGCUCAGAUGAUGGCAGAAGUAAUUGAAGAGGAUGAAAAUGCUCUUGAUAAUGAAGAGGCUCAUCGCUAUAGUGUAUCACGCAGAAACAAACGUCUACUUUCGGUGCAUCCUACUGACUUUGAUAUGGACUCAGAAUAUUCUGCCCAAUCCCGCCGUCAAUCUUUCCAGCUUCCUUCCCCAUAUUACGACGGGAAUGGUUUACAGUCAUUUUCAGAGUUCCCUUUCACUGGCAACAGUACAGCAGAAGAGAGUUCCAGGCGAGGGUCUUGCAUUGGAGAUACUGAGCUGACCUCAGUAUUCCGGAAUAUCCUGCAGGAGAAAGGACAGAGGUUAAUGCCAGACUCUGAGUUUAGCACUGAAGUCCGAUUGGAGAUCAACAAAAGAAGGAAAAGCUUGGACAAGUCUUCCAAAUCUGAUGAGGUGGUGUAUCGUGAAUACAGACUUCCCCGCACACGCUCAGUUCCUGGGAUAUGGACCUCCCUUGGAGAAGCAGAGGCUCAGCAUUCAGUGCCUUACCAGAAGCAUGGUGCUCAGUACUACGCUGACAUGGAUAGCUCUGACAAUGACGGGGCUACUGAGCUUCCAGUGUAUCAGCGCCACUUUGUACGACGCAGGAGUCGAAGUUCCUCACAGGAACGUUUAGGUUCUGGAGGAAGUCAGAUUUCCGAUUUGUCCAGACGCAUGUCUUCCAUUGAGCGCAUGCUAAGCAGACUGGAAGAGAAGAUGACUCCUAGCUCUGUAGAGGUAAUCAAUCACAGUUAUGCGGACAUAGAGGAGGAAAAGCUAAAGAAGAAAUUGGGUGAGUUGGCCAGCAAUAUCAGUGACAAAGGCGCUUCAUCUGAUGAGGAAGAGGUAAAAAGGAAAACUGAAAGACCACAAGAAAUGACUUCAUCUGGUGAAGACCUACAAAGUGAGGCUCUAAAGCGCUCAUCAGCAGUGGCCCUUUGUGACAUCACAGCGAAAGCAUUAAGGAUCAUUAACGCAACUGAAAAAGCAUUACAUGACUUUGCAGAAUCCAGUGAAAAAGACCAAAGUGUGAGCGAGGCUGAUGAAGCAUACAGAAAACUUGAGGAAAAUGUGUAUUUGACAGCCAGCACCAAUUACAGCUUGGAAAGGCAGCUGAAGGACCUGGAGGAGCGAGCACGAAGCAGACAGAGUUACACCACCACUACAACAGACUCUGAGCUCUCAGAAUUGGAAGAUAAGGUGGCUUCAGCAGUUGCUAAGGUUCAAUGCACUGAAAGCGAGGUUUCUGAUAUAGAAAACAGGAUUGCAGCUCUGAGUUCUACUGGAAUGAAUGUUUCAACUGAGGAUAAGCCCAAAAGGAAGCAAGAUGGACAGGAUAUGGUGGUGCAACAGCCCCCGCACCAAAAAAGUUCAGUUCCAACUGGAAAGAAGGAAUCAAAAAAUGCUGAUAUUGAUUCCUCUUGGUAUACUGGACGUGGAAUAAGGCCUGUGGGCCGUUUUGGAAGACGAGGACUAACCCUGGAAAACAUCAGGAAAUAUGAAUUUGGCACUCGUCGUGUCUGUAUCCCAAUCGAAGAAAGUGAAGAAUCCAACCAGAAUGAAUAA
Molecule: messenger RNA, 2319 nt
Organism: Hemiscyllium ocellatum (epaulette shark)
Lineage: Eukaryota; Metazoa; Chordata; Chondrichthyes; Orectolobiformes; Hemiscylliidae
Product: melanophilin-like
Exons: 18
Coding region: 1-2319 (772 amino acids)
Biological process (GO): intracellular protein transport
Cellular component (GO): cortical actin cytoskeleton
Molecular function (GO): hormone activity; small GTPase binding; actin binding
Source: RefSeq, a predicted model, not a curated record